Messenger RNA from Scophthalmus maximus (turbot), 1679 nucleotides. It is a transcript of the gene rab33ba, whose product is annotated as RAB33B, member RAS oncogene family a. The record is from RefSeq and is a predicted model, not a curated record. Gene Ontology annotation, biological process: Rab protein signal transduction. Gene Ontology annotation, molecular function: GTPase activity; GTP binding. The coding region runs from base 260 to 988 and encodes 242 amino acids. Gene Ontology annotation, cellular component: Golgi apparatus; endosome. Lineage: Eukaryota; Metazoa; Chordata; Actinopteri; Pleuronectiformes; Scophthalmidae. The transcript has 2 exons.
CUGGACAACACUGAGUGUCAGUACGUGGCUUUACAGCUGUGGACUUGGAGGCUGUCUGCAGGGAAGCACUUGAUGGGAGGUAGAGACCGUGUGUAACAUUGAAUAAUUGAAUCCAUAACACGUUUGAAAACGAGUCACGGAGCGGUGACUUUAGCGGUGACAGCCCUACCGGCGCCCCCCCCCCCCCCCCCCCCCCCCCCGCCCCCGCCCCCGGCCUGCAACAGCUCUCCCAGUUGAUCGUCCAGUCUGUCGGUCUGGUAUGGCGGAGGGAGGGUUGUCGGUUGAAUUCCCCGGGUCUCUGAAGAGCUCAACUCUUCCUCCACCGAGGACCCGCAUUUUCAAAAUCAUCGUGAUCGGGGAUUCCGGGGUCGGAAAGACGUGCCUCACCUACCGCUUCUCUGCCGGCAAGUUCCCCGAGAAGACCGAGGCCACGAUCGCGGUCGACUUCAGGGAGAGGCUGGUCGAGAUCGACGGCGAAAACAUCAAGAUCCAGCUGUGGGACACUGCAGGUCAGGAGCGCUUCAGGAAAUCCAUGGUGCAGCACUACUACCGCAAUGUACACGCUGUUGUCUUUGUCUAUGACGUCACCAAUGCCGCUAGCUUCCGCAGCCUCCCUGCCUGGAUUGAGGAGUGCAAGCAGCAUGCUCUGGGCACAGAGGUACCCAGGAUCUUAGUUGGAAACAAGUGCGACCUCCAAGACUCCAUCCAAGUGGGCACGGACGUGGCGCAACAGUUUGCAGAUGCCCACUCCAUGCCCCUGUUCGAGACGUCUGCAAAAAACCCAAAUGGCCAAGGUGAUGGCAGCUUUGGCGGUGGAAACAGUGACCAUGUUGAGGCUAUUUUUAUGACGGUUGCUCAUAAGUUAAAGUCUCAGAAGCCUCUGGUGUUGAGCCAGCCACCUGUGGGAUCAGGGGGCACCAUCAACCUUAGCAGGGGGAUGAAUGGUGGGGGUGAUGGGGCCAGGAGCUGGGGGUGCAGCAGCUGCUGAGGAAGGAAAACAGAGGGAAGGAGAGAGAAAGAGAACUUCAGUUCCAGGCUGCACAAGGACAAUGGAAUUGAAGAAGUGAGCUGAGGAAAGAGUGGAGGACUAGAAAUAAAGUGGAUUCAGCAAAAUGGCUUCACAAUCAGAACAACUAUUUGAGGCAGUAUUUAAAAAGUGAUUGUUGGUUCAUUGAAUCGCUCCUGAACACAAAAUCAGAUGCUGAAUCAGUUCUCCUCAGAUAGUCACUUCUGAGCCUCCACUACUUAAGUUUCAAUUCAGUUAUCUGGUUCAGCGGCAGCAGAAAUCAUGGAAACACUUAUUUUUUAAUUGGGAGGGGGUAACAGCAAUUGUUGAAAUGUUAAAUUUGAGCUGUGAUAUCUUGUGGGAACGAUGACCCAAACAACUUUCAUGCGUGUCAGAAACGAGUCAAUAUAAGACCAGGACGGCUUCAUGUAAUGCAGCAACUGUAUAGAGAGCAGCUAAUGAAAAUUAUUGGCCAUGAUAGAAAAAAGCUUUACUGCUCUGUGACCUGAAUAUAAUUUCUUCAUGCAGACAAAAUAACACAUACAACUUGUGACCUUUAGGCCUGUAUCUGUGGCACUGCAGCAAUGACUGCAUUAUAUGGAAAGGUGUUUGUGUUAGGCAUUCUUGUUGUUCUUGUUUGUAUUGUUAAGACAUAAAGCACAUGAAACUCUAA